GCGGGUCACAACGCGAGCCAAACAGCUAGCUGAGCUGCCGGGUGGUUAAACGCUGGAGAACUGUGCCAGUGUUACCAUCCGACUUGUCAAUAUCGUUUCAUCCGGUGAAUCGUCUCGUUCGGUACGUCGCCGAUUCGCGUGUUCGUCUUCAUCGACGUGGGGAGUGUAGUCGUGGAGGAACAGUGGUUGUUUUCGCUCCGUUUUCGUUGUCUUUAUCACUGUGAAGCAAAGUUACGCGAAUAUCGAAGACAUUCGAUGAAUACAUUAUAAUGUGUACAUAGAGGAAGCAAGAAACGAAUUGUCAUCAUCGAAAGUGAAGUGUUGUGGUGAAUCUUUACGAUGGCUACGUUUUGAGUGCCGGUCUUCUAAUAAAAAUGUAACGUCUCCUAACCAACCGUGACUUCUUCAUCUAUCAUCCCCGCCUAUGCUUUCCUUAUCGUUCCUCAGCCACUCGUAGACCUAGCCGAUGACAAUCGCGGCUUAAACAUUGUUUUUCCAUCUGUAUCGGAAGACAACAGCAUUCGACGUUCAAUCUCGUUCGAUAAACGAUAAUCCGUGUCGACGAUCGUCCAGUAAUCACCAGACUCGACUGCGGCUCACUCCGUCACCUGUCCCCCUGGGAAUGUUUUAUCAGGGUCAUGGCUGUGAAAGAAUGGUUCAGAAGACUGCAGCCAGUCCAGUUGUACCUGGUCCUGUUCUUCACCACCGCCUUCUUCCUCGUCGAGAUCAUUGCUAGCCAUGUGACUCACUCGCUAACGUUACUCCUCAAUGCUUACCACAUGCUGUGCAAUAUCAUUGCACUUGUUGGUUGCAUUGCUUCGAUCAAGUACAGUCAUCGUCAAAGUGGCACUGACUAUAUUGGUAACAGCAACUCCAGUUCCUUACGGAAUUCCGUGAUUUGUAUAAACAAUGAGGACCGAGCAUCUUCGACGUCCUUAUCAAAUAAAACCAAGCAAUCACGAUCAGACAGGAGGAUGAAAAAUACUUUUGGAUGGGCCAGGAUCGAUGUUCUCACCAUGUUGAUUUGUUGCGUUUUCCUUGCGUCUUUUUGCUUUUCCCUGCUGGUGGAAGCAUUGCAGACUUUAGUGCACAUAGACCAUCUGGACGAGAUGCAUCAUCCAAUGCCUGUUCUAGCAAUCGGUGCUUCUGGUAUUCUUCUUAACGCGUUUUGCUACAUAAUGAUUGGAGGGUACACUUUCAACCAAGGGAUUGUUCUGCACGUUACGGUGAACGGGGAUUUGAUGUUACGAAGAAAUGUCACUUCUGAACCGGCGAAGGAGGGCGAACAGUUAUCUGCUCAAACCAGACGAAGUCCGUUAGGUAUACCAAAAAGCCAAGGUUUUCGGGAAACUUGCCGCGAUGUGCUCGGCUGCGUUUUUAUGAUGUUGGUGUCCAUCCUCGUUUACUUCACUGACUCCGGCGUCGCCAAAUACAUCGACCCUCUGUUCGCCAUUAUUGCCUCCAUCUCUCUUUUCGUUCUCAGUUACCCUUACAUGAAAGAAUCUGGACUGAUACUUCUUCAAACGAUUCCCAACCAUAUAAAUAUCGAUUCUCUGAAGAGGGAAUUACUCGAAGCUUUCCCAGGCAUAGUCAACGUCCAUGAUUUGCAUGUGUGGCAGUUGACAGGACAGAAGAUUAUAUCCACUGUUCACAUUAUAUUUUUGGAUCCUAUGGUGUACGCUAGUAUCACCAAUCAGGUUACGGAAUUUUUCAUAGAAAUGGGUAUAACACAGGUGACCAUCCAGCCAGAGUUUCACAAGAUAAAGCCUAAUACGGACAAAACAGGCUGUCUAAUUCGCUGUCACGGUGGACAUUGCAGUUCUUCCCAGUGUUGCUCGAAGGAAAAGUUUAUAGAGGACUCGUGUUCGCACGUCCCAAUGGAGCAAGCGUUGCCAAUAACCAAAAAAUCGGACAAAAAGGAAAUUAUUUCAGUUCCGUCGGUGGUCGAUUUAAAGGGAUUCACCGUUCACGACGAUGUGGCGUUACGAUCACCUAGGGACAACAUCAUGGACAGAAUCGCGAGUCGGUCGAACGAUGGAAGGGCAGAAGAUAACAAAGAUAACGCGUACGAUAGUUCCUAUGCGAUAAACGUGGACGUUAGUAAUCAAAAAUGCAGUACCAGUCGUAGCACUGAAAUAGAAUCGUAACGUUAAGACAAUAAUUAAACAAACGAUAGUAUUUUUAUAUCAUUAUAUAUUUUUAACAAGAAAUGAUUGUUUCGAACGAAUAACGGAGUAACAAGAUUUCAUUGAAAUAAUUGACAAUCGAAGAAUUUACUAACGUGAAAAUUAGAAAGUAAAUAUCAAUUUAGAGUUUGUUAGAUAGUUGUGUCUUUUUCAAUCAUUGACUUCUCUCUUUUGUUAUAACAUCUACUUUUUACUGUGACGAAAUGUUCACGGUAAAUGAGUUUAAUAAUUAUAUAGUAUUAAGCAAUAACGUAUUUGUUAUGGCAUAUAAAAAUAAUAAUGAAUGUUGUUUAUUUCUUAGUUCCUUGAGACGGAUAUUUGAAUAAUUUUAUAUAUAGACAUUGUUUAUAAUGAAUGAUUCUUUAUUAGAUUUAAUGGGAUAGAGCAAGUGAAACAUAAAGUCUGUAACUUGAAUAUGUGCUGUUACUUUU
Nomia melanderi (Alkali bee) is the source of this 2617-nucleotide messenger RNA. RefSeq names its product Zinc transporter 77C (gene ZnT77C). Gene Ontology annotation, cellular component: membrane. Lineage: Eukaryota; Metazoa; Arthropoda; Insecta; Hymenoptera; Halictidae. Gene Ontology annotation, biological process: detoxification of zinc ion; zinc ion transmembrane transport; intracellular zinc ion homeostasis. Gene Ontology annotation, molecular function: zinc ion transmembrane transporter activity. The record is from RefSeq and is a predicted model, not a curated record.